AUGCGAUUUCGUGACCUCUACAACUGCCUGGAGGCACCUGCGCUUGCGCACUCGCAAACAUGGAUAAUCCUUCGGGCGACGCACCCUCGGUCGAUGCACUUUCUCACACUUAGACCACACUCACUAGCACUUCACGACACUGAUGGAAAUAGUCCGACAGCACGCGUGGACUACGAGAGAUGCCGACAGGUUGCUGGUUGCGGGCCGACUGCCGCCCGCGCGCCGUACACCGACUCAUGCGCAGCUUUUUGCUAA
Leptosia nina is the source of this 255-nucleotide messenger RNA. Lineage: Eukaryota; Metazoa; Arthropoda; Insecta; Lepidoptera; Pieridae. The record is from the annotation of a GenBank genome assembly.